AUGACGGAGAUUAUUCAAAAUCCCAACGUAAUGAAAAGGGUUCAAGAAGAAUUAGCUCAAGUCGUAGGAAUGGAUAACAUCGUUGAAGAAUCUCAUGUCGCCAAGCUAAAGUACCUGGACGCAACGGUUAAGGAAACAUUGCGGUUGCACCCUGCAGGCCUGUUUCUAGUCCCACGAACGCCAAGCCAGGAUUGCGUGCUAGGUGGAUACACUGUUCCCAAGGGCUGCACUGUUUUGGUGAAUGCGUGGAAGAUCCAACGGGAUCCUCAGUACUGGGAUAACCCGUUGGAAUUCAAUCCCGACAGGUUCUUGACAGGUGAUCUGGCAAACAACAAGGGGGAUUACUAUGGAUGCAAUAUGAACUUCUUGCCGUUUGGAUCUGGGAAAAGAGUGUGUCCAGCUAUUCCGUUGGCUAAAAGAUUGCAAAUGUACUUGUUGGCUUCCCUUUUGCACUCUUUUGAUUGGAGCUUUCCGGGGGGUGAAAAACCGGACCUGUCUGAAAAAUGGGACCUUGGAAGAAAGAAACUGAAACCACUCAUGGUUAUCCCUUCUCAAAGGUUGUCAAGCAUCAGCCUCUAUAUGUGA
Erigeron canadensis is the source of this 585-nucleotide messenger RNA. RefSeq names its product iridoid oxidase-like. NCBI's taxonomy places the organism in Eukaryota, Viridiplantae, Streptophyta, Magnoliopsida, Asterales, Asteraceae. The record is from RefSeq and is a predicted model, not a curated record. The transcript has a single exon. Bases 1 to 585 code for a protein of 194 amino acids. Gene Ontology annotation, molecular function: monooxygenase activity; heme binding; oxidoreductase activity, acting on paired donors, with incorporation or reduction of molecular oxygen.